Molecule: messenger RNA, 723 nt
Organism: Cucurbita moschata (crookneck pumpkin)
Lineage: Eukaryota; Viridiplantae; Streptophyta; Magnoliopsida; Cucurbitales; Cucurbitaceae
Product: axial regulator YABBY 4-like
Exons: 7
Coding region: 1-594 (197 amino acids)
Biological process (GO): polarity specification of adaxial/abaxial axis; multicellular organism development; plant ovule development
Cellular component (GO): nucleus
Source: RefSeq, a predicted model, not a curated record
AUGUCGUCCACACUGGAACACCUCCUGCCCGACCCCUCCGAACAGAUUCGCUAUGUGCAAUGUGGUCUUUGUAGCACCAUAUUGUUGGUAAAUGUGCCAUACAGCAACUUGUCGAUGGUGGUGAGCGUAAGAUGCGGCAACUGCACUGGCCUCCUCUCCGUCAACAUGGCCAAGCCCUCUUUUAUCCCUUUUGAUCUUCUCACUUCCCUCUCUCACAACUUGCCAAAGGAGCCUUUCCAAGACUUGAACGUCCAGAAACACUUGUGCUUGGACAACCGCAACAACGCAUCCGACCUCCUAACCUCGUACCACAACAUUAUCCAAAAUCACGAAGACGAUGAUGAUGAUGAUGCCAUCAUCAUUCCGCCCACUCCAGUUGUUAACAAGCCCCCGGAGAAGAAACAGCGAGCCCCGUCAGCUUAUAACCAAUUCAUCAAGGAGGAGAUUCGGAGGCUGAAGGCGGAGAACCCGGGAAUGGCGCAUAAGGAGGCAUUCAAGACAGCGGCAAAGAAUUGGGCUCAUCUCCCUCCAGUCAAUGGCGAAGGAGAUCACGUGGGGAGCGGGCGGAAGGGAAAGAGCCUAAUCAGCAAUUGAAUGGAUGCCACUGAGAUUGAGAUUCAGAUGAUUCAGAUUGGUCUCUGCCCUUUCCACCAAAACUAAUUCAAACCCCUCACUCGACAUAUCUUUAUAUCUUUAAAUUGUAAUGCUUCUAAUUUCAUUUCA